Molecule: messenger RNA, 612 nt
Organism: Gracilinanus agilis (Agile Gracile Mouse Opossum)
Lineage: Eukaryota; Metazoa; Chordata; Mammalia; Didelphimorphia; Didelphidae
Gene: HIGD2A
Product: HIG1 hypoxia inducible domain family member 2A
Exons: 2
Coding region: 79-408 (109 amino acids)
Biological process (GO): mitochondrial respirasome assembly
Cellular component (GO): mitochondrion
Source: RefSeq, a predicted model, not a curated record
AGGCAGCGGAAGAGGAAGGGGCGGGCAACGGCUCCGAGUUUAGAAGAGUCCUCUUUUGAAAGGUCGGUGUCUGCUACGAUGACAUCCUCUGGAUCUGUAGCCCCGGAGGUUCCCUUUGAUCCAUCUCAGCCCCCAGUCAUUGAAGGCUUCUCCCCCAGUCGGAACUUCUUGCGAGAUGAGAGCGUCAGAGACAAAUUCCGACGCAAGAUCCGUGAGAACCCGGUGGUGCCCAUAGGUUGUCUGGCCACGGCUGGAGCCCUGUCCUAUGGACUCUACUGCUUUCAUCGGGGCAACAGCCAGAGAUCCCAAAUGAUGAUGAGGACCAGGAUCUUGGCUCAGGGCUUUACAGUGAUGGCCAUUCUGGGGGGCUUGGUAGUCUCAGCAGUAAAAUCACCCAGGCCUCACUGAGGCCUUUGAAAGAAUCAGUGACCAUUUUGCAGGGGACUCACGAAGCUUUCCAGAGAGGGAUUGGAGGAUUUCUUGGCCCCAUGCUGAAGCCAUAUCUAAUGGUACUGAGUGACUCCUGUGUUUCCCUCAGGCAGAAUUGUUGAUAAUGUAAUGGAUUUUUUUUUUUCAUUAAAGAAUGAACUGAGUUUGGAUUUGAGAACACAA